AUGGCUUUCUUCACCCAGCCCCGCAUCUCCUACGAGCACACUGGGCGCAUCCUAGACACCUGGCAGUGCAAGAUGGAAUUCCACGCUUGUUCCACUGGCAAGAGCCUCAGCACCCUCUGUGACGGGCCCUGCCCAUGUCUCCCCGAGCCUGAGCCUCCGAAGCACAAGGCAGAGAAGAAUGCCUGCACGGACAAGGAGUUGAGGAACCUCGCUUCCCGGCUGAAAGACUGGUUCGGAGCCCUUCAUGAGGAUGCCAACAGGGUCAUCAAGCCCACCAGCUCCGACGCGGCCCAAGGCAGGUUUGACACCAGCAUCCUGCCCAUCUGCAAGGACUCCCUGGGCUGGAUGUUCAACAAGUUGGACAUGAACUAUGACCUCCUGCUCGACCACUCAGAGAUCAAUGCCAUCUACCUGGACAAGUACGAGCCCUGUAUCAAGCCUCUCUUCAACUCUUGUGACUCCUUCAAGGACGGCAAGCUCUCCAACAACGAGUGGUGCUACUGCUUCCAGAAGCCUGGAGGUCUCCCUUGCCAGAAUGAAGUGAGCAGGAUUCAGAAGCUGAGCAAGGGGAAAAGCCUGCUGGGAGCAUUCAUACCCCACUGUAAUGAGGAGGGCUACUACAGAGCCACGCAGUGCCACGGCAGCACGGGCCAGUGCUGGUGUGUAGACAAGUACGGGAAUGAGCUGGCUGGCUCCAGGAAGCAGGGCGCUGUGAGCUGCGAAGAGGAGCAGGAGACCUCGGGAGACUUCGGCAGCGGCGGCUCCGUGGUCCUGCUGGACGACCUGGAGGACGCGCGGGAGCUGGGGCCGAAGGACAAGCUGGGGAGGCUGCGGGCGCACACCCGGGCGACAGAGGACGACGAGGACGAGGACGACGACAAGGAGGACGAGGUCGGCUACAUAUGGUAGUGCCCACGGGGAAGAGGACACGGCCGGCACAGACUGCAAGUCACUUCCUGUUCCUGCAUUUGUAUCUAAGACUCCGCGGCACCAAGGUCUCUCCUCCCUGCUCUCCAGCCGACCUCCGAUCCGGACGACUCCUGUUCCCAGAGCUUUCUGAUUGCGCACACGGCUGUGUGGGAAGGAAGGUGUUGUUUUGUGUU
Myotis lucifugus (little brown bat) is the source of this 1103-nucleotide messenger RNA. It is a transcript of the gene SPOCK1, whose product is annotated as SPARC/osteonectin, cwcv and kazal like domains proteoglycan 1. The transcript has 7 exons. Gene Ontology annotation, molecular function: calcium ion binding. The record is from RefSeq and is a predicted model, not a curated record. The coding region runs from base 1 to 909 and encodes 302 amino acids. NCBI's taxonomy places the organism in Eukaryota, Metazoa, Chordata, Mammalia, Chiroptera, Vespertilionidae.